AUGAAAAGUAUGCCAUUUGCAAUAAGCUUUGCAUUUAAUUUUAAUGAUUCUAAGAAUGUCAGGUAAAAUGGUCGGGCCUUGCGCAUGUUCACUUCAUCAAAUCAUGCCUCAAUUCUCAUACUAUCUGUUGCUGCUGCUGCUGCUGCUGCAUGUUGUAGUCUCCAUCAUCUAGGCUAGGGCAACAGGUUGACAAAGACUGCUGUAGAGUCUCAGGAGUUGAAGCAGCCCAGGAAAGGAAAUGCCAAUAAUAAUAAUAAUGGAGAGCUUGAAGUUUGACCACAGUCACUGCUCUCUUCUGUCUCCUCAACACCUAAGUGUAAAUGUAAAUUAAACCCAACAAUUUUUGCGGGGAGCAAUCCUAAAAAAAACCUCAAAAACUUUGGGGCAAAAUUAAAAAGCUCAACAAGGUGCAUGUUCACUUCACCAAAUCUGGCCCUCUUUGAAAAAAGUUUGGACAUCACUGAAGUAAAUGGUUGUUUCCCCAGUGCUUACUUAAGAGGUAAGACACUUGUAUAUGAAUACAUCUUAUUUACAUAUAAAACUGCUGGUUGUGCUAUUGGGUGCACUCUAGAAUUGCUUUUUCUUUUCUAUUUAUGGCUUUUAUUGUUAUAGGAUUGAAGGAUCAUCCUAAUUGUCCUCAGGACGCCCUCCAGUCCUGUGAUUUUGUAGCUAUGAGAUUGGAUUCUGCUGAAGACUGCUAAAAGAAGUCAAACCAGUUGUUAUGUAAAUGUCCCUGCCUAGUCUCUUAAGUAUCUCUUUGCAUAUCUAAAGAGUACAGGUAACUGGUUUUCCCAAAAGCCAGGACAGAAAGGGGGGGCAUCCUCACUCACUUGGAUGGAGUUGGUUGACUCCAGUUUGCCAGGCAGAGCAAUACCCCAAUCCCUGACCCCACAGAGCCUUUGGGGGGGGUGCAGGAGUCAUUGCACAAGCAGAAGUCAUUGUGCAGAGGCAGUAAUGCUUCUGAACAGUUCGAAAACACAGGAGAGGAGAGUGCUGUUGUGCUCAAAUCCUGGUUUCCCGCAGGCCACUGUGAGAAUAGGAUGCUGAACUAGGAAGUGGAAGGGGCAAGGUGAAUAUAAAAUGGAAGAAUGGUACAAAGAGGUGUGGGAUAUAGCUAUUCACGAUAAAUUAACCUGUGCUAUUAAGUUAAGAUAGGGAAUAUGCAGAAGAAAUGAUUUUGAGGAGAUACGGAAGGCAUUUGUAGAAUUUGCACCGUUAAAACGGAAAGGGGUCAAACCAUCGCAAGAGGCGUUGAAAUUUUGGGAGGUUGGAUAGUUCCAAUGGAAUGGUCUCAGGGGUGGGGCGCACAUUUUUAUUUUUAUCUAUUUAUUAUUAUUACUUUGUUGAAAAACCCCUCAAAAUAAAUAAAUACAUUCAAUAAUAAUAAUAAUCAGGAAGAACUGUCUGGCAGCAAGAGCGGUUUGACCAUGGUACAGACUCCCACAAGAGAGGUGGCAGCCUCUCCUUCCUUGGCAGGUUUUCAAGCAAAGGCUGGACCACUUAUAAACGCCAUCUCCUUGAAAGAUUCCAUCAACGGUGUCUCCAGAAUUUUUUACACAUCACUUGGGAAGACUGGCGAACUAAUGCCAGUGUAUUGAAAGAAGCAAAGAUCAUCAGUGUUGAAGCAAUAAUUCUUCAACAUCCAUUUUGUUGGACUGGUCAUGUUGUGUGGAUGCCUGAUUAUGGUCUUCCAAAGCAACUACAGUGGUACCUCGGGUUAAGAACUUAAUUCGUUCUGGAGGUCUGUUCUUAACCUGAAACUGUUCUUAACUUGAAGCACCACUUUAGCUAAUGGGGCCUCCUGCUGCCGCCGCACCGCCGGAGCACAAUUACUGUUCUCAUCCUGAAGCAAAGUUCUUAACCUGAGGUAAUAUUUCUGUACAGUCAUACCUCGGGUUGAAUGUGUUUCAGGUUGAGCACUUUCUGGUUGCGCUCCGCGGCAACCCAGAAGUAACGCAGCGCGUUACUUCCGGGUUUCGCCACUCGUGCAUGCGCAGAUGCUCAAAAUGACAUCACGUGCAUGCGCGGAAGCGGCAAAACGUGACACGCACAGACGCGCCGUCGCGUCUUAUGUUCCAUUCAGGAUGCGAACGGGGCUCCAGAACAGAUCCCGUUCGCAUCCCAAGGUACCACUGUACUCUAUUCCGAACUUAAAAGUGGAAAGUGUAAUGCUGGUGGUCAACAAAAGAGGUUUAAAGACUUUCUCAAGGCAAAUCUAAAAAAAUGUAGCAUAAACACCAACAACUUGGAAACACUUGCCUGUGAGAGCUCCAAUUGGAGAACAGCCUUUACCAAAGGUGUCAUGGGCUUUGAAGACGCUCAAACUCAGAAUGAAAGGGAGAAGUCCGCAAGCAGAAGGAGGAGGAGUAUCAGGAAGUGGAUUAAAUGUAAUGAUUACUUAGUUAAAUAUGUUAAGUUAAAUUAACUGAAAACAGCUUGCAGAUACUUAAUUGGCUUAGGAUUCUAUUUAUGUUAAGUGAUUAAUUAAUAUGUUUAAUUUCAUAAAGUGAAGAUUUAAGGAUACUAAUGUUUAAGUUAAAUUUUAUAAGAAUUGUGAUUUAGAAAACCGUUAAAAGGAUAUGCAAUGAAAUUCAACCAAGGGGAAGCGAGGAAGUCACUUAACAAUGUUAAUAAGUGUAAUUUUCAGUAAGGCUAUGAUUUAUGUUUGUUUGUCUUAUGUGUUUGUUUAUAAUGUUGUGAAAACCAAUAAUUUUUUUUUAAAAAACAACCAACCAACCGUGUUCAUGGAAGACAAUCUUACUUGCCUACGAGGGAUCGCCAAAGAGGGAAAGAAGAGGAGAGGAUCCAGCCCCGCCCCCUGCAUCACACGGGGUUGGACUAGAUGACCCUCGGGUUCCCUCCCUGGAUUCUCCGAAACGCAGCGGCGUUUUUCUCUAACUGGGAAGCCGAGGCCUCUUCCUUGCCGCCGUCGCCUCACACUUCCCCUCCUGGAAGUAGCCCGGUGUGAGGCCUAGGCCGCCCCUGCCUCGCGGCGCCUGUGCCCGCCCUGGACGCGCGGCCGCCGCCGCCGCUCCUCCUGAGCUGCAGUCCCGGGAGCGGCCUUGGAGAGGCGCUGCGUCCCCGGCUUCGAGGCCUAGCAAGCCCGCGAGCCUGUGGAUCCCUACGCGACUCGCGCCUGGCCGAGAGCAGCGCGGGCACGGAGACGAAAGGGUCGGAGGCGGCCGCCGCGGCCGUGAGGUAAAAUCGAGCGCGGGGGUCUGAGGGAGGGAAAAACAGGCCUCUCGCCUCCCUCGGCCGCCGGACGGCUCGGCCGCCUUCCUCGGGCCUCAUUCCGCCCCCUUUGGAGGCCGGCCGGGGAAAUGCCUCGACGGCGAGCGGGGCUCACGGCUUCCCCUCAGCCCCCUUCCCUUUGUCUCGCCUUCCCCCCACUUUUUUCCCAGCGGCGGGAGCGGGGCUCGCUCCGGAACUCGUGGCCUCUGAGCGUGUGCAGAGUGCCAUCGCUUUUCGCCGCGCCGCCCCUCGGCCCCGCGGCUUCCUCCUUUUUGCUGGAAGGGAAAUGUUCGCGGGGAUGUGGCAAGGGAGGCUGUCUGUGUCUCUUUCCCACGGAGAGGGGUUUGUUUUGUUGGUUUGCUUUGCAUUCUCAUUUAUUUAUUUUUAGAUUUGAAGGUGUGCGAAUACUUCAGAGGCUCAUCUUCAGAGUUUUCUGCCGGCCCCUAGUCUUUCAUAGACCGAGCUCGACCAUGAUAAAACCAGCAGAUACAUUUUCGGGAUCUGGAUUUUAGCAGAGAUCAAGCGCCUCUUCCCUAAUUGCUUGUCAGUGUAAAGGGAGGUGUAUAAAAAGCUGGAAACAUGGCUGCAAUGAAAGGAAAAAAAUCAUUUCAAGAGUUGCUAUGUUCUGUUGCCUUGGCUAUCUAUUUUGGGGUUUUUUUUGCAAGUGUACAGAACUCCAAAACUUCUUACAACUACCUAAUUACAGUAUAAGGCAUUUUAAAAUUUAAUUUCUAGAACUGUAGUACAAGGAAAACAAAACGCAAAGAGUGCCCAACUAGUAUUUCUCUCUCACAUUAUUAUUUUGUUUUAAUUUUGAGAAACAUGUAGUAAGCUUUAAUGCACUUUUCAAGUUUAUUUAUUACGGAAAUACUUUCAUUUGUAUGCAGCUUUUCCAUUUAAAUAUGCUCAGAGCUCACAACAGAACAUAAAUUCCAGUCAAUAAAUCCUUACAAUAACGAUUAAUUACUAAAUCAUUUCAAAAACUACCCAGCCAGAUGGGUGGGGUAUAAAUAUUGAAAUAUUAAUAUUCAUUAUUAAAUAACUUUAUUAUAUGAACAUUAUAUAACAUUUUAAAAAAUCACCCUAAAAGCAUAUUAAUUAAUGACUAAUCAGUGCAAUUGUAAGUGCACAGUUUGUAACAGCUUAAAAUAAGCAUAUGCUCAUCCUGAGUUUCAGCAGAAAGCAAAACAACCCCCAACCAAAAAAGAUUUGGUUUCCUGAUAUUAAUAUGUGGAUGCAACAAAUGACCUUUUUAAAACAGGUGACACAUUUAAGACCAGGUUUUAAUUUUGUUGCCAGACAGGUUGGGUAGAUAACCAUGUUGUAAUUCAAACACUCAAGUCCUCAGAUGAUUCAUGUAGCUGACUUGUAAAGAUUGAGAAGAGGAGCCCUACUUUAAUUUGUUUUGCCUUUUAAAAAAGUUCUUUCCCCCCCUUGAUGCUAGCUUGGGUAAUAAUUUUUAGGAGGGGUAGUUGAACACAUUCAUGUAAACAUGCAAAAGUUCCCUUCUCAUUGUUUUUUUAAAGUAAAUUUUGAAUAAUCUGUUCUUCUUCCCCAAACGUCUAAGAGGUAGCCAUAAUCUAUUGAGCAAAUAAGCCAUUGUAAAACAAGAGUCAUUUGAUUAGUGUUACAUAGUUAUAAAUCAGCUAAACAUUUAUGUGUUUGUUGUAGGGGAAACACUCUUGGGCAACAGAUACAUCUGUGGAAAACAUGGUUAUUUUAUGACAUGAUCUUAAGUUAUAUUUUCCAGGUUUAUAUUCACAGCUACCUUGUGUGCUUUUGUUAAGCUGCCAUGCUUGAUGAAAAGUUCAUAAUAGGUUUUUCUGCUAAGAAGCAGCAAUGAGUGAGAAUGUUUUAGACGGAUUACUUAGUGAGUUCUGUUGGUGCUAAAACAAACCUGUGUAAGUGGGCUCAAGGGUAAAACUCUGAACUCUUAAUUUGCUGCACUUAUGCAUGAGUCAUCAUAAUCUGUUAAGCAGACACCUCUCUACAAGUAGAUUCACUGAUGAUUUAAUUUAACAAGUUUUAGUCUGCCUCUCACAAGGUAGUUUACAAAAUUCUAAAAUUCAUAAAAAAUACAGUUAUGAAAAACAGAAAAAUUAGCAGUAGCUAAAUAUUUUUUUCCAGGUGCAGCACAAUUCACAGGCACACUUUUUUUCAGGUGGAGCACAAUGCAGGGUUAAAUUAAUGUGUCAUCAGGGUUAUUCAAGACCACCCAUGAUAAGGCUAUGUGUAUUUGUCUGCAAAGGGUGUUCAAAAGGUGUUUGAGGUACCUUCAAAAGGAGGUAGCUUCAAAAAGAGCUACUAUUAAGAAACCCCGUCCCAGGGAAUUGCUUGCCUAAUGGUUCUGACUGGUGGAUUGGGCAGGCUUAUGCAUGUGUAGGUUAUCCUUCUAAUAACGUGGUCUCGAGCCAUGUUGUUGUUGUUUAGUCAUUUAGUCGUGUCCGACUCUUCGUGACCCCAUGGACCAGAGCACGCCAAGCACUCCUGUCUUCCACUGCCUCUUGCAGUUUGGUUGAGCCAUACAGGGUUUUAACAUUCAAAGCCUUUAAUUGGGCCCAGAAAUGAUUAGGCUGCUUGUGUAAUCUGAGUGCCCAGAUCACAUAAGUGUUCUAGCUGCUGCAGUUCUCAUGUCCCUCCAAAAUGCCACAUGUCAGAGGAAAUGUUGAGUCUGAAAUAGCAGUUUCAGUUCGAUGGAAGGACUGAAUGCCAUUGCAAUAAGUUAUAUUUUUGAAUGAGAAUGUUUGGUCUAGGACAAAUAUGACCUACGUGUAGCUAUCAGAGAAGAGCAAUGCAUAAAAACAAUUAAUAUGGGAUAGUUAUUGGUAGGAAGAUGGUUAACAUUCCACUGCUGAGUAUAAACAAGUGAUUUGUCUGCAGCUAAGCUCCCCAGAAUUGAAGGGUGUGUGUGACAGCACAUCCUGACAAGGAAAAAAUUAAAUAAAAAUCCACUUCUGUGUAUACCAGUAUGCUCUGAAUUUAAUUGCAUCUGAAUUCUGAGCCGUCCUGAUUUUUUCUUGUUGCAGCUUAAUGAACCUUCAUGAACAAAAGGAGCGAACUCCAGACUGGAUGAUACACACAGGACUUUCAAACAGAAGUGUGGCCUGAUGUAGCUUCCUGGUGUUAACUUUGUUUUGGCAAUUUAUCCAAAACUGAUGAAAUGUGGAAAUAGAGGACCAGCUAAUUUUAUCUUUAUCAAAUUUAAAGGUAUGCUCCUGAAAGUGAGUAAAUAUUUGCACCUUUAAAGCUGUUAUGUUUGACUGUCACAAUAUUGGUAUUUAAUUCCUAAAGCACUCUUGUUUUCUGUGGACCCUGUACUAAUUAAUGUGUGCUUUAGUAUAGUUUUGCUAUACUAAUAUAGUAUGUGUUGUCACAGCAUUGAUACUAUGGAUAAUCCUGUGAAGCUUGCAGUUUUGUGAAUGCUUACUAAGACCUGAAUUUAAAAUAUCUGCCAUACAAUGUAAGAUUUAGGCACUACUCUAGAGUCUGAAAUGUUCUUGAAUUUUGUUUAUUACAAAGUUUGUGUUUAUUAUGACUUUUGACAACUUGAUAUAUAGGAUGAAGAGCGUUAGCAGCCUUUGCCAAUAAAAUGUUUUUCACUUACAGUUUAGAACUAGACUUUAGAGUUUAAAAAAAUUAAAGAAUGUCACAUCUUUGGUGUACACCAAAGAGUUUGGAAAAAUGUGAUUCAAUACAUGUUUGAAAAUACUUGUCUUCCUUCUAGGUUCAUUGUUUCUGA
Messenger RNA from Podarcis lilfordi (Lilford's wall lizard), 6970 nucleotides. The record is from the annotation of a GenBank genome assembly. Lineage: Eukaryota; Metazoa; Chordata; Lepidosauria; Squamata; Lacertidae.